Molecule: messenger RNA, 1685 nt
Organism: Drosophila novamexicana
Lineage: Eukaryota; Metazoa; Arthropoda; Insecta; Diptera; Drosophilidae
Product: putative inorganic phosphate cotransporter
Exons: 4
Coding region: 38-1492 (484 amino acids)
Biological process (GO): transmembrane transport; monoatomic anion transport
Cellular component (GO): plasma membrane
Molecular function (GO): transmembrane transporter activity
Source: RefSeq, a predicted model, not a curated record
GUGGUAAUGCACCAUACCGAACUCUUCUCAAAAGACAAUGGCAGGCAGCAUCAGUAUAGCAAAAAAUCGUCGCUUCGAAGAUGAAGGUCUUGGACUUGGCGUUCGUCACUGGCAGAUAUUUCUAUUAUUCUGCGGUCUAACAGUUGGCUUUGCCAUGCGGGUUAAUCUAUCCGUAGCUGUUGUGGCCAUGACCGAUGCCGCCUCGAUCAAUCCCAACUUUCCGGAAUACCCUUUGUCGGAGAAGACAAAAUCAUGGGUAUUAAGCAGCUUCUUCUGGGGCUACGUGGCCACCCAGGUGCCCGCCGGCACCUUGGCCCGCCGGUUUGGAGGCAAGGUAACGCUGUUGACCGGCGUUUCCAUCUGCUCGGUACUCAAUUUGUUGACGCCACUGUGCGCCAGCCUAGGUGGCUGGUCGCUGCUCUGCGGACUACGCUUGAUCGAAGGCUUGUGCCAGGGAGUUUUCUUCCCGUCUUGUCAUACGAUAAUCUCUGCAUGGAUACCGCCUAGAGAGCGAGGCUCCUUGGCUACUUGUGCCUAUACUGGUGGUCAAUUCGGCACGAUCCUUAUGCUGGCCACGAGUGGACUGCUCGCCUCCUCUGCAGCUGGCUGGCCGAGCAUCUUCUACGUCUCUGGCGCCUGUGGCUUCCUGUGGGUGGUGGUCUACUAUAUUUGGGGUGCAAGCUCGCCGAAGGAUUCCAAAAGCAUCUCUCCGGAAGAAUUCAAGUUGAUUGAGCUGGCACAGGCCAGCGAGAAACCAGUCAACUCGCACCAGCCGAGCAAUCGACAAUCCACCCCCUGGCUGAGCUUCUUUGCCUCGGGACCAUUCCUGGCCCUUACCGCUGUGCACUGCGCCUCCGCCUGGGGUUACUGGACCUUGCUGACGCAGAUACCCAGUUACAUGAAUAAUGUUUUGGGCAAGGAUAUCAAAUCAAACGCGCUGCUCUCCUCACUACCCUACAUUGCAAAUCUUGUGCUAAGCUUCUUCUUUGUCUGGGUGUCGAAGUUUAUGGAGAAGAAUGAAUCUCUUUCGCUCUCGUUCAACCGGAAGUUCUUUAAUACGAUUGGUCAAUAUAUUCCGAUGUGCCUGCUUGUUGCAUUGGGCUAUGUGCCCAAGGAGCAGGACUCUCUGGCCGUGGUGCUGCUCACGCUCACCGUGGGCAUCAAUGCCGCAUGCCAUCUCGGCUUUCAGGUGAACCACAUUGACCUCUCACCCAACUUUGCUGGCACUUUAAUGGGCAUCAGCAACGGAUUGGCCAGUAUAAUGAGUCUUAGCGCCCCGCUCUUAGUCGGUGUUAUCGUUACCAAUAAGCAUGAUGUGGAACAGUGGCGUCUUGUGUUCUUUGUUGCCGCUGCUAUUUACCUGGUUGGCAACGGCCUUUUUGUCCUAUUCGGGCGUGCCGAUGUACAGCCAUGGAAUGACCCUCCCGCCAAGGUCGAUCAUACCUCCAUGCCAGAGAUGGAAUCGCAAAAAUCGGAAUGCUGUGAUAAAUGAUGUUAAUUAUUCGGGUAGAGUAUAGACAACAGUUGACAGGGUGCAUCUAGACCCAUAAAUAUCGUAUACUUUUUUUAAUUUUAAUCGUACAAAUCAUGGAGUGAGCCGCAUCAAAGUGUUUACUGUAGCUCAUGGCUUAGCUAUAGUUCGUAUUAAGUAUGUUUGUACAUAUAUCUUUUUGGUUUAAGGAAUA